AUGUAUUCAAUUUGGGGUGUCAGAGUUAAAUCAGAAGAAAAGAUAUUGCUUGGCGUAGAGGCGUCGAGGCGCCAGUUCUUAGAUGCCAUUAGGGCAUCUUACGAAAUGAUAGAAAUAUGGCUCAGUCAUCUCAUGAGUGACUGUAAUAGUUUGAAGAUUGUUUUUUUGGUAUGGGCUAAAAUUUUUAUCGUAAGAGACCACUAUGUAGAAGUAGUUAGAGAACCUAACGCAGAGAUCCAAUCGAAUGAUCUGGAUUUGUUUAUACAAGAUAUUAAUUUCAGUGAUUCGGAGUCUUCGAGCUGCGAAUCUGAAAUAUCGUCGGCCGAAAAUGAACACACAUCUGAUAUAUAUUUUGAUGAUGGUGAAUUUAAUGACUAUUCAUCAAUAUAA
Molecule: messenger RNA, 390 nt
Organism: Macrosiphum euphorbiae (potato aphid)
Lineage: Eukaryota; Metazoa; Arthropoda; Insecta; Hemiptera; Aphididae
Source: the annotation of a GenBank genome assembly